Acaulospora colombiana is the source of this 2301-nucleotide messenger RNA. The record is from the annotation of a GenBank genome assembly. NCBI's taxonomy places the organism in Eukaryota, Fungi, Glomeromycota, Glomeromycetes, Diversisporales, Acaulosporaceae.
AUGGCAGAAACUCCUCCGUUAAAUGCUCAGAUAAUUCGCGGACUUAAUGAUAGGGUAUAUGAUAAACGAAAGGCCGCGGCGUUAGAGGUUGAGAAACUCAUCCGGGAAUACUCUAAAGAUAAUAAAGACUCGGAUAAAAUUCGAGCCGUUAUUGAUAAGUUGGUUUCCGAUUUUGCUUAUUCAAUAAACGCGAAUUCGCGCAGCGGAGGGUUAAUAGGCUUGGCAGCCGCGUCGAUAGCUUUGGGAUCCCUAGCAGCAGAUUCCGAACUUUCCGUAAAAAAUGGGGCAGAACUUUUGGACAGAUUAAUUAAAGACAUUGUAGCAGAACAAUCUACCUCAUACGUGUCGACCCUGGUUCUUGCAUCCAUGACGCAUGAAGAAUUGAUGGACCCUGUCUCAAUGCCACGCACUACAGCAUUCUCUUUGCCUCGAUUUAUUCCUUUACUUUCAGAACGCAUUCGCGCCACAAAUCCUUACACGCGUAAUUUCCUGGUAUCAUGGAUUACAAUGUUGGACUCAAUUCCAGAUCUCGAACUCGUAUCUUUUUUACCUGCUUUUUUGGAUGGACUCUUACAAUUUUUAAGUGAUCAAAAUAAGGAUGUAAGAUACACAACCUCGACGGUGUUGGCAAAUUUUUUAGCCGAAAUACGUGAAGCGGCUGAAGUUAAAGAGCAACAAAAACAACAAGCAAUGAAAAAUUAUUAUGUGGAACAACAAAGAAAGCUUGUUACCGCAUCCGAAACCGCUAGUGAUGCUGGGGAAAGUGUUAGAGAUAGUAAUGUUAGUGCCGAUGGUGACGAUGUUGCUUUUGGGAAAUCAGGUGUUUAUUCACUAGAUGGAGAUAUUAACUGGGAUGCAAUCUCAAUAAGUGAGACGGAAGGCAGGGGAAAAGGUUCAUGGGUUCCUGGGCAAGGUGUCGUUAUUGAUUAUAUCAAGGUUGUCGAAAUAUUGAUGCCGCAUUUAUCCUCACAAGAGGAAGAAAUUCAAGCCACGGCCUUAAGAUGGAUCAAUGAAUUUACGAAUCUCGCCAAGGAGGUGAUAAUAUCCUUCACGCCCAAACUAAUCAGUGCCGUAUUGCCUUCACUAGCGCAUUCAUCUUUACUUAUUAGGAACAGUGCUGUGGAAGUCAACAAGAAUCUUCACAAGAUGAUUCUUGAAACACCAACAAACAGCACUCCAUCUUCGCAGCCGCCGCCGCCGUAUUCAGUUGUUACCAAGGAAUCAUCAUCCUUCUCCUCAACUUCUUCUAUUGAUUCAUCACUUGGUUUUUCUCACGUGGGAGGUCAUAGAGAACCUCCAGCUAAUUCGCUGCCAUUAAUAUACGAACAAGCCGAUCCAUUUGAUUAUCAGGCAACCGUGGAUUCAUUGGUCCAUCAAUUUUUAAAUGAACAUGAAGAAACCAGGGUAGCAAGUUUGGAUUGGUUGUUGAUGCUCCACAAAAAAGCACCAAGGAAGAUUCUUGCGAUUGACGAUGGUACAUUUCCAGUAUUACUAAAAACCCUAUCUGAUCCUUCGGAAGAGGUCGUCAAGCGAGAUCUUCAACUUCUUGCUCAACUGUCGUCUACCUCUGAGGAUGAAUAUUUUACUCGUUUUAUGGUUGAUCUAUUGAAAUUGUUUAGCACUGAUCGAGCAUUACUCGAAUCAAGGGGCAGUUUAAUUAUUCGUCACUUGUGUCAGAGUCUCAAUUCGGAAAGAAUCUAUCGAAGUUUUGCCGAAAUUUUAGAAAGAGAAGAGGAUAUAGAAUUUGCUUCGAGCAUGGUUCAAAACCUCAACAAUAUUCUCAUUACAUCACCAGAACUCUCGGACUUGCGAAAGAGACUCAAAAACCUUGAAACCAGAGACGGACAAAUGUUAUUCACUGCUCUAUAUAAAUCCUGGUGUCACAACCCUGUGGCCACAUUUUCCCUUUGUUUAUUGGCACAAGCUUAUGAACAUGCGGCGAAUUUAUUACAGAGCUUUGCUGAUCUUGAUAUAACUGUCAACAUCCUAAUUCAAAUCGAUAAACUUGUUCAAUUGCUUGAAUCGCCGGAAAAACAGGUCAAUCUAUGCGCAAUCGUCGUACGCGCGACCGAGAUUAUCGUGAACGCGACCGUACACAAUUAUCAUCGAGUGUAUCACAUUCUUUAUCCUAAUGUUUCAGGCAAUCUACAAACGAGUCACUCAAAGAGGCGUCCCAGUGCAGCUAGUUCAGUUGGUUCGGUAAAUGAUCAUGGGACCGUGAAUGCGAAUUCUCGUCCACAAAGUCCACCAUCCAGCGGAAGACGUGGAGAUCCUAAGCUUCCGGAGAGAUCUCCUAUUUGA